AGCGCCUCAUCCAUACUGCCCGGUUACACCCAAGCAUUGGGGAAAAGAAAUCUGGACCGAAAGGUGGGAAGCAAAUCAAGAGGACGGCGUCACGAACCCUCGCCCCUAAGUUCACAAGCAAAACCGGAGUCAUGGCUGUAGCCACAAUCUCCGCUGUGUCCCAGCUACUCCUGUCCGGAGGACCAACGUCCCGAUCCCUCUCGCAUCUCUCGCCCUUCCAUCUGAACCUCCCCGGCCACCAGAGGACCAUCUUUUCUGCCAAGCAAGGACCGCAGCGGCAUGGCUACGCGGUCAUCGAGUGCGCUGCAGUGGACACCACGGCGACGGAGGUGGAGACCAAGAAGAAGAGCAGCUUCGAGCUCCAAACGCUGACCACCUGGCUCCUGAAGCAAGAGCAGGCCGGCAGCAUCGACUCCGAGAUGACCAUCGUCCUCUCCAGCAUCUCCAUUGCCUGCAAGCAGAUCGCCUCUCUGGUACAGAGGGCCAACAUCUCCAACCUUACCGGCGUCCAGGGCGCCGUCAACGUUCAGGGAGAAGACCAGAAGAAGCUGGACGUGGUCUCCAAUGAGGUGUUCUCGAAUUGCCUGAGGUCCAGCGGACGGACGGGCAUCAUCGCAUCAGAGGAGGAGGACGUGCCGGUCGCUGUGGAAGAGAGCUACUCCGGCAACUACAUCGUCGUCUUCGACCCUCUGGAUGGAUCCUCCAACAUCGACGCCGCCGUCUCCACCGGCUCCAUCUUCGGAAUCUACAGCCCCAACGACGAGUGUCUCGCCGACAUGGGCGACGGCUCCACCGUAGGAUCAUCUCGACCGGACCCGGUUCUGGAUCAAGGGGAGCAAAAGUGCGUGGUGAGCGUGUGCCAGCCCGGGAGCAACCUCUUGGCCGCGGGGUACUGCAUGUACUCGAGCUCGAUCAUAUUCGUUCUGACGGUGGGGAAGGGGGUGUACGCGUUCACGCUGGAUCCCAUGUACGGGGAGUUCUUGCUAACCCAGGAGCAGGUGAAGAUACCGCAGGCGGGCAAGAUCUACGCCUUCAACGAGGGCAAUUACCAGCUGUGGGACGACAAGCUGCGGCGGUACAUGGACAGCCUCAAGGACCCCGGGCCCACCGGCAAGCCCUACUCCGCGCGGUACAUCGGGAGCCUGGUGGGUGACUUCCACCGCACGCUGCUUUACGGCGGGAUCUACGGCUACCCCCGGGACAAGAAGAGCAAGAACGGCAAGCUGAGGCUUCUCUACGAGUGCGCUCCCAUGAGCUUCAUCGUGGAACAGGCCGGUGGGAAGGGAUCCGACGGCCACCAGAGGAUUCUCGACAUCGAGCCCCAAGAGAUUCAUCAGAGAGUUCCCCUAUUCAUUGGAAGUGUAGAAGAAGUGGAGAAGCUGGAGAAGUUCUUGGCAUGAACAUUCAUGAAUCCUGAAUUCCUUCCAAGUGAUCGAUGUUCGCUUCAGCCUCCUAAUCCAGGUGACUAAUGUUCUGUUUUCCAAGGGACUUUUGAAACUGGUUCCGCAGAUGUUAACAAGUGUUGGUAAUUUUCUUUGCCAAGCAAAAGCCACCAUGUGCGUCCGCUAUGCUCGAAUGUUUGUUUCUGAAAUAUACGGACAUACCGUUUUCAUUUUC
Elaeis guineensis (African oil palm) is the source of this 1617-nucleotide messenger RNA. RefSeq names its product fructose-1,6-bisphosphatase, chloroplastic. Gene Ontology annotation, cellular component: cytoplasm; cytosol. Gene Ontology annotation, molecular function: fructose 1,6-bisphosphate 1-phosphatase activity. NCBI's taxonomy places the organism in Eukaryota, Viridiplantae, Streptophyta, Magnoliopsida, Arecales, Arecaceae. Gene Ontology annotation, biological process: fructose metabolic process; fructose 6-phosphate metabolic process; sucrose biosynthetic process. The record is from RefSeq and is a predicted model, not a curated record.